GUUCAGGCAUGGCCACCUCCUGUCUCAACGCGGUUAGGGUUCGAUUGUACUUUGAUUAUCCUCCUCCCGCGACACCUGAGUGUCGGAUGUGUUGGUUGCUGGUGGACUUGAACAAAUGCCGAGUUAUCGCAGAUCUUUCCAGCAUUAUAAAGGAAAAGUUUGGCUACAGCCGUAAGACUAUUUUAGACUUAUUUAUUGAGGAUUGCUACCUGCCUUCCACAGAAAGUAUUUAUAUAGUACGUGACAAUGACAGUAUAAGGGUAAAGGUAUUCAGUUCUGUUUAUGGUAAUGGUGCCGAGGCUUACCAGAACUCUGAAGCAAAAAUCUCAAAGACCAAGAAAAGAGUGAGAGAGGAUGAGACGCAGGUCUGUGAAGGUCUAAGUAAAAAAAAGAAGCAUGAAGAUGCUCAUAGCAAUGCAGAGGAUGGCAAAAAGAAGAAAAAGAAGAAAAAAGAGGUGAAAGAGUCAGCCACCAAACCUGCCACCCCUCAAAAGAACAUUGUAAGCCCCUCCUCUUCGAAAAACAACAGAAAAAGCACUUCAGCUGUCGCCAUCAGUGACAAAACUACUCGUACAAAGAAUCAUGAACCAACGUCAAAUUCUUCAGAUAGCAGUGAGGAUGAAUCUCACAAAAAGGCCCCUCCACCAAAACCUAAACCCAAGCAGAAUGGUGCAACCAAAAAGCCUGCGCGAAAAGAAAGCACAUCAUCGGAUUCAUCAUCUUCGGGUGCUGUUAAUAUAUCCAAAAGCAGCAUCACUGUACAGCCACUUCCUGCUACACCUAAACCAUCUAGCACAAACUCAAAACUUCUACUACAGACACCUCAACGUAGAGAGAGCUCCACAGAUUCGUCUUCCUCCUCGUCAUCACCCAGCCGAAUCAAACCUGUAGCCAAGAAAUCACAAGCAGCAAGUCAACCCUCCUCAACCACUCAAAAUUCAGUUCAGUCGGUCUCGUCUUCUGUGUCUAAAGAGCCCCAGGAUAAGGCAGAGAGCUCAGACUCUGAUGCCAGUGAAAUAGAGCUUGUGAUUAAAAAACCAAACCUACAAGGAAUGGGAUUGAAAAUUGCUGGUUUGAGACCCUGUGCUAGUGAGGCAGCAGGCAGAGACCGAGGAAACACAAGAGGUCAGGAGAGAGGUAGAGGUCGAGGCGCAAAUCGAGGCAAUUGGAGAGGAGAUUUUGGUAGGGCCAAGGGAACACCGUGGAAACAAGACUCUCCUUUCGAGCGGCAGAAGCCGAACGAUUCUCUGACUAAUGAAAGUUUUAUUCUGCAGAAUCCACCUGAACCGGCUCCCAAACGAGACUACGCAGCUUUACCCUUGCUGGCAGCUCCUCCUGCAGUGGGUCAAAAAAUCGCUUUUAAGCUUUUGGAGCUGACUGAGAACUACACACCAGAGGUGUCUGACUAUAAAGAAGGGAAGAUUAUUGCAUUCAAUCCUCAAACAAAAGUGACGGAGCUUGAACUGCUCUCUCAACCUCAAGCUCCAGUUGAACCUGGCAAGUUUGACCUGGUAUAUCAGAACCCUGACGGAUCAGAGAUAGUGGAGUAUGCUGUCACACACGGAUCACAGCUGACUGAGCGCUGGGAUUCUCUUCUGGAGCCCCGGCUCAUUGUGGAAAAUGUCGGAUGAUGGUCAGAGAGAACAUGUACCCUGAGACGCACCUAUUCGGAUAACCUUUCUUAUUUUAAUGUUGUUUUGUGGAAACGGCUCAUUCUCAUGAAAUUGUAUUAACCAUUUAUUUUUUAUUCUCAAUGUCAGUUAAA
Molecule: messenger RNA, 1765 nt
Organism: Rhinichthys klamathensis goyatoka
Lineage: Eukaryota; Metazoa; Chordata; Actinopteri; Cypriniformes; Leuciscidae
Gene: coil
Product: coilin p80
Exons: 7
Coding region: 9-1631 (540 amino acids)
Biological process (GO): spliceosomal snRNP assembly
Cellular component (GO): Cajal body
Molecular function (GO): U2 snRNA binding; U1 snRNA binding
Source: RefSeq, a predicted model, not a curated record